AUCACACAGAUACACUAUUAAUAUUAUCCAUCCAUAUACGUACGUUUGACAACCUCAUCAAUGGAAAACGUAUGGGGAAGAAAAAUUGCCGCUGAUAGGAAAAGCUACCCCAAUCCUACAGUUGAGGAGCUUAUGCCGCCUUUUUCCUGGGCCGACGAUCCUAGUGACAAUUAUUUGAUUGUUGAUCUUCCUGGUUUCAAGAAAGAAGAGUUGUCGGUUCAAGUUGAUGAGCACGGUGAUAUACAGGUCAAAGGACGGAGAAUAGCGAACGAGAACAAGACUGUCCAAUUAGAUCAGACCUUCAGAAUGCCGCCGAACUCAAACACACACAAUAUCAGCGCGAGAUUUGAUAGCGGAAUCCUGUACGUCAUUGUACCCAAGGAAGUGAAAAAAGAGGAUCAAGAUCCACGCGACGAGGUAACCGCCAACGACGAGAAAAGGCCCGACGAACCGAAAGCGGAUGCAAUCACCCAAGACUUGACCGAAAAGCGCGAGAAUGAUGAGAAUGCGACAGCAACUCGCGAAGAAGGGUUUCAGCCUCCGACGCCGGCGGGGAUGAGACGGAGGCCGGAGGACGGCUUGCAGGCAAGCGUAGCGGAGAUGUUAAGCGACGGAAAACGAAUCGUCGUGGAGCUAUUGAUUAGGAAAAAGGAAAUAGUAAUCACUGCUGUGCUUGCGUUUUCGCUGGGCGUCUUCGUCUCUCAAAAGUUUCAAUCAAACGUAGGGAUUGGAUGUGAUUGAGCUCCGAAUCUGAGGAGAUGAAUAAUCAUGUUCAUGUAUAUCUUCAGAAUAUCUGCCUGUUUAUGCACAACAUUUCGAUCAUUUGAUUAUUAUCCAAUCAAACUCUUUAACUAAAGUAAUAUAAACCUCAUUUCUAUAU
Messenger RNA from Diospyros lotus (date-plum), 880 nucleotides. RefSeq names its product 18.1 kDa class I heat shock protein-like. The transcript is spliced from 2 exons. Bases 61 to 741 code for a protein of 226 amino acids. Gene Ontology annotation, biological process: response to heat; response to salt stress; protein folding. NCBI's taxonomy places the organism in Eukaryota, Viridiplantae, Streptophyta, Magnoliopsida, Ericales, Ebenaceae. The record is from RefSeq and is a predicted model, not a curated record.